CUGAAAAUUGUGUUUCCCUUUGUGUCAUUGCAUUAUCUCGCUCCAUUUCUUCUCCAGAGUGUGUAUGACAGCCUGUGUGGUGACAUGGUGGUGUCUGUGGCUGACUGUGGCAGGCAUGGAGGUCUGGGGAGGAGGAGAGGAUGGGGAAAGAGGAGGAAGAGAGGAGAGGUCCCUUCAGCAAAUCCCCUUAGGAACCUCAGGAUUUCCCUUACCUGUGGAUAUUGACCCCAUUCCUUCAGGCCCCAGAGAACAGAUCAACCAAGUGACAUCCUUCAUUGAUGGGUCGGUGAUCUACGGGUCCAGCAAGGAGGAGAGUGACGAGCUGCGUGCCUUCUCUGGCGGCCUCCUCAAGGUGCAGCGCGGCCCGGCAAACACCCAGAUCCUCAUGGCCGACACCAACCAGAUUGACUGCAAGACCUCAGGAAGAUUCAAAGCCAGGUCACGCAAGACUCGGGCAGCAGACGGCCAGCUCAAAGACAUCGAGUCAGGUUCCCCAAACAACGUACUGGAUUUGAUGGAGGUUCUGCCUAACACCGACGUCAGCGAUAUCACGGAAAUUCCUAGCGUGUUUGAGCGUGACGACCAGACACUGCCCUGCGACCACACUUUGCGUUUCCGCACAGCUACAGGGUGGUGCAAUAAUCUUAACUUCCCGUCCUUCGGCAAGUCGUUCAGGGCAAAAAGUCGACUCCUACGUCCUUCUUAUGAAAACGGUCUGUCUAAACCUCGCGUCACUUCAGUCACCGGCAAGCCUCUCCCUUCCCCUCGGCUCAUUUCCACCAACAUGCACAACGACGUGUCUGCACCGCAUGUCCGCUAUACCCUAAUGGUCAUGCAGUGGGGCCAGUUUAUUGACCAUGAUAUUAUUUUCACCCCCAUCAACAAAGGUUUCCAAGACUCGAUUCUGGAUUGCCGCAGAUGUGACUCUCCCCAGACAGUCCACCCUGAGUGUUUCCCCAUAGCCAUUCCUCAGAACGAUCCAUUUUUCCCUCCUGUCAAUAUAUCAUCUGGCCAGCCAUUCUGCAUCCCCCUGACCCGCUCCAUGCCAGGCCAGCUGACUCUAGAUUACGAUGCAUACUGCAACCCAACAGUGCUCAAUGAAUUUGGCAUAGCCUUCCGCUUUGGCCACUCUCUACUCAAGCCUUCCCUGGAGCGCAUGGAUGGAAUAUUUGCCAAGCGCAACCCUCCUGUCAAGCUGAGCGAACACUUCUUCAACCCAGACCUACUCUACCAGCCUGGGAUGCUUGAUGAGAUCAUCCACGGCCUGACUACUGUGUCCAUGGAGACACUGGACCAGUUCUUGACAGAUGAGGUGACCAACCAUCUCUUUGAAGACAAGCGGCAGCCAUUCUCUGGCCUGGACCUGGCUGCCCUCAACAUCCAGCGAGGCAGAGACCAUGGACUGCAGCCUUACAAUGAGUACAGGGCCCUCUGUAACCUGACCAGGGCGAGGUCGUUUGAUGACCUGCACAGGGAGAUAGCGAGGCCGGUGAUCGAGCGAAUGAAACGGACGUACGCACACGUGGAUGACAUAGAUCUGUUCACUGGUGGAUUGAUUGAGACGCCGCUGCACGGUGGACUGGUCGGUCCCACGUUCGGCUGCAUCCUUGGCAUUCAGUUCAGGAACCUCCGCUGCUGUGACCGGUUCUGGUAUGAGAAUGCUGACCCACUUGUGCGCUUCACCGACCCUCAGCUCACUGAAAUAAGAAAGGUGACACUGGCCAAGCUUCUGUGUGACAACUGUGACAAUGUGGAAAGUGAACAGCGGUCUGUCUUUGACUUUCCAGACCCCUUCCUGUAAGUACUGCUCCUGCACACACACACACACACACACACACACACACACAUACAGACACAGACAAAAUGCUAUCCCCUCAUCCCUUCCUCACCCCCAGGAACCCCCGAGUGUCAUGUCGCGACCUCCCCGGGGUGAACCUUGAGCUGUGGAAAGAGGAGCACGAAGAAGAGGAAGACCUACAUAGGAUCAGAUGGAAGGACCAUGUCAAUGAAGACACAAGAGACAAAGGAUUAGAUGAAAGAAUGCCUCAAAGCAGAAACAUCUGAAGAAGACUUUUGUAAAGAGCAAUCCCAAAUAGAAAUUAGGGUGGGAAGAAGCAGCGUUGGCACUCACCACAUUGGUAACAUAGAUGCCCAGGAGUGUUCGUCGUGCUGGCCGUUCCACUAGGAUGGCCAUGAGGCUGCCAAUGAACCCUGGCACAAAGGAGACUGUGAAAAAGUUGAAGUGCUGCAGAAUGUGUCUGUGGGAGUAAACAACAAACAUAUCAUUAACAAUUAAACAAUUUGACAUUUCAUAGAGGUGACUCAAUUUCAGCUACCGUAUUUGAUAGCUUAUAAGACACACCUUAAAAAAAGUCUCAGAAAAUUAGCCAGCGUCUUAUAAGGCCAAGGUUCAGCUCUGGGGCAGUGGCUAGUAGUAAGUCUAUGGCAACAGUGGCCCUUAAAUCAAACCACAAACAUCUUCACACAUGUAAACAAAGUGAUGAUCAUUUCUAAAUCUCAAAAACAACUCUUUUUUUUGUAAGGUAACAAUGUAUAACAGAUCAUACUUAAUGGUAAUUCACAUAAAAUAACACCAGUCAGAAAGAAAUUAAGUGACUAUGCUUACGUUGUUUGUACCAAAACAAAUUCACCAUUAGUUAAACAUCAAACCUGGCAACACAUGCAAGGUUCACUGCGUUCCUUAGGUAAGAUACACCUUCAUACAACAGAAAUUAUGCCUAUCUUUUAACAUUUUUAUCUCGCAUGUGUGUUCAACAAAACUUGAAGCUAAUGAGAAACUAUAUUUUUUUCAGAAAACCUAACAUAACAAAAGAUUUUAUAAGUGAAAAGAGAGUCACAAAGUAGGGUGACUCAUGGUGAUGGUCUGCACAAUAAUCAUGCAAUACAGUUUAUGCAAUAGUGUUUAAAAUUUCCAGAUUCCAUUUCCCCAACAUAAUGGGGUCACAGAAACAACGUGUACACAAUGGCGUAUAAGUUACAAAAUUAUAAAAUUUCCCAAGGAAAAAUAUUGGAAUCUAAUAAGGAUCUGAAUACAUAUGAGAGGGCAUCAAAUGUCAGGUUAAAUCCUUCACUUCAUAUACAGAGCUUAAACCCAUUUAUUUAUCUUUUUUUUUUUUUUCAAUGCCUGCCCAAACUGAGAUGCAUCUUAUAACCCCAUAUGUCUUAUAAACUGUCAAAUACAGUAUUUUCUAUUUUACAGUAUUUUAUCUUGUUCCAACAGGAAAAUACUAAUUUUACAGUAUUUUAUCUUGUUCCAACUGGAAAAUACUAAUUUUUUUGUCAUUUUAUAUGCUAAUGAUGAAGUGCUUCAAUGGCUGUCCUUCAUCAAUAUCCUAUGGUCACCUCCUCUCUCCAAACUAACCAACAAGAACUCAUGCACUAUACUUGGUUUGUGUAGUAACAAGAAUUGUGGGAGCUGAUCACAACACACUAUGACCACUGACUACUUAAAUGUGUAUUCAUUCACAUAAACUAUACUAUAUCUUAA
This is a messenger RNA of Scylla paramamosain (green mud crab), 3508 nucleotides long. Its product is annotated as peroxidasin-like. Gene Ontology annotation, biological process: response to oxidative stress. The transcript is spliced from 7 exons. Gene Ontology annotation, molecular function: heme binding; peroxidase activity. The record is from RefSeq and is a predicted model, not a curated record. The coding region runs from base 65 to 1801 and encodes 578 amino acids. NCBI's taxonomy places the organism in Eukaryota, Metazoa, Arthropoda, Malacostraca, Decapoda, Portunidae.